UCUUGAUUUCUUGUUUGAAUUCUUAUUGAAAUUUCUGAAUUCUCAUGCUAACGAGAGACUGCUCGUCCUUUUCCAAAUUGUGUGGAUGUUCGCGAUUUCAGGAUUUUUUUUUUCACGAUUUCUCCCACCAUUCGUAAAUAAGCGAACGGCAAAUCCGUCUCCCACCAUUCGUAAAUAGCGAACGGCCAAUUCGUCUCCCACCACAUUCGCAGCACGCAAACGAGCGAUCCCGCGAUCCCAACCUCGUAAUCUCGUCCCGGGAAGAGAUUGAUUGGCCUCCUGGAACUCCAUUCAUACGCACUAAUAGUGCAUAGUGGUUUGCUUUGGAAAGAUUGGUAAAGACAAUAAGGCAUUUUUAUGGGUGAGGAAACAGACUCAGCUACAGCGUCACUUUUGACGGGUGUAGAUUUGGAACGCGAUGGUAUGACACCUAAAAAGUUAUCUGCAUCAGCAAGGCGUACCCAAAGGCAAGUGCUGUCAGUGGGUCUUGUGACCAAACGGAAAAAGAUGUCGCGAAGAGCAAAUGUUAUCGGAAUCUGUGGUGUCAGUUUUUUAUGCAUUUUGUUGCUGGUCGUGACAACCCAACAUAGACCCAUACCCGCCUCGUUAGUCUCAUCGUCGGGAAAUUCGGCGAAUUCAAUGGAAAGCGGUGGCGGGGGAGGAGGUGGAGGUGGAGGAAGCAAUGGAGCACAAUCUGGUAUUUAUGCACCAAGCGGAAAUGUUUUAGGACUUGCUUUUCCCAGUACCGCUACAAUAUCCGAGGUAGUAAUUCAGGAAAGAGCAAAAAUUGCUUUGGAAAUGGAGAACUUUGAAUAUCCCGCCGGACGCUUUGGGGUUGAGGCGGAAAAAUUAUCCGAUCUUACACCCGAAACUGAGGGAACUCCCGUCCGCAGUAUGGUUCUUACAACAUGGCGAUCCGGUUCAACCUUCCUGGGAGAUAUUUUGAAUGCAAUGCCUGGUAACUAUUAUCACUACGAGCCACUGCUUCAUCUGGGCAUCAAGCAAGUUCGUGGUCCUGCAGAAGAGGAGGAAGCCAUCAAACAUCUUAAGAGCCUUUACUAUUGUGACUAUCACAAUGAUAUGGAUGAAUAUCUAAACUAUGGCAAAAAGAAUGUGCAUUUAUUCCAGCACAAUAAGAGGCUGUGGCAACUAUGUAAAGACUAUCCCCAUUACUGUUGGCGGCCUAAGUUUCUUACACCAAUUUGCAAACUGUUUCCACUGCAAAGUAUGAAAACUGUAAGACUGAGGCUGAGUACCGCUGAAAAACUUUUGGAAGAUAAAAGCCUUAAUAUCCACAUUAUCCUGCUGGUGCGUGAUCCAAGAGGUACUAUGCAAUCGAGACGUCAUCGAACCUGGUGUUAUGACAAUGAAGAUUGUGAUGAUCCAAGGAUUUUAUGCAAGGAUUUGGAAGCUGACUACGACUCCGCUGUGGACUUGCUUAAAAAAUAUCCAUCCAGAUUUAGAACUCUAAGAUAUGAGGACCUAUCAUUAGACCCCUAUGAUAUGAGCCAGGAGAUAUUGCAGUUUUAUGGUCUACCCUUUGAUCCUUUAGUCGAAGAGUUUUUGGAUACGCAUACAAAAGUGAAUAUAGGUGGAGUGAGUUCUACGUUCCGUGACUCUAAAUCGGCACCAUUCCAUUGGAUCCAGGAUUUGAGUGCAGACGAUAUAAAACAUAUACAAAAAUCAUGCACAAAGGCUAUGGAUUUGUGGGGCUAUCGCCGAAUAGAUAACUUCACCGAUUAUGCUCGCAAUUUUGAUCCCAUCAUCUUGCCGCCUCCGUUUUCGUGAGACUAUUAUGGGCCAUUGGCGUUAACAACGUUAGUGCAAUGAACAACUUAUUUUUGUCCUUGUCAAAACUACAUAUAGAGAAAACAAAACGUCUUUUUCAGCCCUCUACUCCUUGUUGUAGUUACUGUUCAUUUAUGACAUAUGGAAAUUUUUGUUUUUUUU
Molecule: messenger RNA, 1950 nt
Organism: Stomoxys calcitrans (stable fly)
Lineage: Eukaryota; Metazoa; Arthropoda; Insecta; Diptera; Muscidae
Product: carbohydrate sulfotransferase 4
Exons: 5
Coding region: 358-1788 (476 amino acids)
Biological process (GO): sulfur compound metabolic process; N-acetylglucosamine metabolic process
Molecular function (GO): N-acetylglucosamine 6-O-sulfotransferase activity
Source: RefSeq, a predicted model, not a curated record